Scutellospora calospora is the source of this 762-nucleotide messenger RNA. Lineage: Eukaryota; Fungi; Glomeromycota; Glomeromycetes; Diversisporales; Gigasporaceae. The record is from the annotation of a GenBank genome assembly.
AUGGAAGACUUGAGAUGUGAAAAUGUAUUUAUCACUGAAAAAUUAACUACAAAACUAAGUAAUUUUUAUUACAUCAAUCAUAUAAGAUUACUAGGUGAAAUAAAAUCUGAUAAAUUAAGAUUUUUAUCUCCAGAAUUGUUAAAGAGUAUUCAUACAAGCUCUGAACAUAAAUACAAUAAUGAAGAUCAGAUAUUCAGCUUUAGAAUAUUGCUUAUAGAAUUACUUAAUGAAAAAUACUAUACUGAAAAACUACUACCAAAAAACUAUAAUGAUGAAAAUGAUAAAAUAAUAUUUAAUAGAUUAGAAGAAAUUAUCAUAAAAUUCUAUAAAGACCCACUUGACCAAAUAAAAUUAGAAGAUAUCUCCACCAAACUAAAUGAAUUAUUACUAAUCAUAAAAGCAUAUAACAUAACAUUGAGAAAAGGAAAUACUGAAUUAAACAUAAAAAUAAUACAUAAUUAUUACACAGAUAAAGCUUCACCAAAUAUUAAUCUAAGUAAUAUAUUAUUAAAUACUUUAUAUGAUAUAGGUAAUUCGAUAUAUUAUAAUUGUGAUGUAUCACGAAAUAUGAUUUAUAAAUUGGCAUUAUUUAAAAUCAUUGCAAAACAUAACCAUAAAGACACUAAAAAAUUAAUAAAAUCUCUACAAAAGAAUGAUAAAAAUACUGUUGAUACAGAUAUCGAUUCUAUUGAAACUGAUGAUACAAAUUCUGAAGAAACAGAUAAUAAUCACUCUAAACUUGCUAGAUCAAAAACAAUAUAA